UCACCUCGGGGUUUUUCCCCUCUCCCCCCUCUGCGCGCUCUGGCUGUUCGGUGCCUCUUGGACUAUCUCGAUUAUUCUUAGUGAUGUGUAAACUACAGAAUGCCCAGCAGCACUGGAAAGAGAUUUAAGCCUACGAAAUACAUCCCCGUCUCCACAGCAGCCGCGUUACUAGUGGGAUCCACCACUUUGUUCUUCGUUUUCACGUGCCCCUGGCUGACAAGAGCUGUCUCCCCAGCGAUCCCGCUGUACAAUGGACUCGUGUUCCUGUUUGUCGUCGCAAACUUCAGCAUGGCGACUUUCAUGGACCCCGGUGUUUUUCCAAGAGCAGACGAAGACGAGGAUAAAGACGACGAUUUCCGAGCUCCGCUUUACAAGAACGUGGAGAUCAAAGGCAUCCAAGUACGGAUGAAAUGGUGCGCCACCUGCCAUUUCUAUCGCCCCCCACGCUGCUCCCACUGCAGCGUGUGUGACAACUGUGUCGAGGAUUUUGACCAUCACUGCCCUUGGGUUAAUAACUGCAUAGGUCGGAGGAACUACAGAUACUUUUUCCUCUUCCUGCUCUCCUUAAGUGCCCACAUGGUCGGAGUGUUCACCUUUGGGCUUAUCUUUGUCUUAAACCAUGCAGAAAAACUGGGGGCCGCGCACACAGCCAUCACCAUGGCUGUGAUGUGUGUGGCUGGGUUGUUCUUCAUCCCAGUUAUUGGACUUACAGGUUUCCAUAUUGUUUUAGUGGCCCGAGGACGCACAACGAAUGAGCAGGUGACGGGUAAGUUCCGUGGGGGAGUAAACCCUUUCACUCGAGGAUGUUGCAACAAUGUGGAACAUGUCCUCUGCAGCCCCCUGGCGCCCAGGUACGUUAUCGAGCCAAAGAAGCAGCAGCCGAUCAGCGUGAAGCCGCCAUUCCUACGGCCGGAUUUAAGCGAGCGGCAGAUCACGGUGAAGAUAAGCGACAACGGAAUCCAAGCGAAUUUCAGUCGGAGCAAGUCUAAAGUUAGCCUGGAAGGGCUUGAAGAGAAAAGCAUGGAUACCCAACCAACGCUACCCCAAAAGGGAGAUUCCAGCAAAUACAGUGAGCUGGGGAGCAGUGAAGAGAGCAGCCUUUCGCCCAAACUGAUCAGCCCUCCCACACCUGCGAUGUACAAGUAUCGUCCGGCGUUCAGCAACAAUCCCAAAGUGCACUACCAUGCAGCACCUGAACAGAUCUCCAUGCAGGAAGGACACAAGCAAGGGUCUGUGAUGGAGGAGAACGACAGCAGCCUCGAUUACCAGUCAGAACCCAGCAUGGAUAUCCCCAGCUACCGGAAGAGUUCCCUUCACAAGACGUACCAGUCCUCUCCAGUACAAAUGGACUCCUUGGCCAUCAACUCGAGGUCUCUGAGCCUGAAGUCCGCCAGCAGGAGAGGAAUAGACAAAAUGCCCCUCCACCCCAUGAAGUCCGAAGGGGCUGCCUCCACGCCGUACAAAAGCAUCUUCUCGCCCAACUCUCUGUCAAACAGGAAUGGGAGCUUGUCCUACGACAGCCUGCUCAACCCCAUGUCCCCCUCGGGGAGGAGGUGCAUAGCGCAUGCCGCGGUGGGCUCCGUUGGGUACCACUCGCCCUAUUUGUCCGCCAAAAUGUGCCACCUGCGGGGCAGGGAGCUCCAGCGGGCCCCCCCACAGAGCUUCAGCCCUGUGAUGGGCAGCCCGGCCCCACAUCCGCGCGACCCCUCACCGGUCCGCUAUGACAACCUCUCGAAGACGAUCAUGGCGUCCAUUCAGGAGAGGAAAGAGAUGGAGGAGCGGGAGAAGCUCCUUCACUCUCACCCAGACUCGGUGUUCGCAGACUCGGGUGUCUAUGAUACGCCCAGUUCUUAUAGCCUUCAGCAGGUCAGCAUGCUGUCGGAAGACCCCCGGAGCCUGGCCAUGAGAUACGGCUCGAGGGACAACCUGAUGAGCAGCGCUGGGUUCAGCGCGAGGAACCCGGUCCUCCAGGCCUCCGUUUCUUCACUCUCGAGUGGCAUGACCAGAACGUCAAGGACUUCCACGCCUUCCCUCCAGGCCGACCUAGCCAAUAACAAUGUCCAGGCAAUGCAGGGCAGGAUGAGCAAUGGCUCCUACAAAUCUCCCAGCCACCAAGUCCCAUCAUCCCCAAGUGGGAUGCCCAGGUCACCCUCGUAUGGAGGUCCCAAAGCUGUUACGUUUGUUAACACCAUGGAGAUAACUGAGGCACAGCCUAUGGGGACUCCAAGGGAGGAAAUCCAGCUGAAGACACCUCACAGCAAGGUUAAUGGACAGCCCAAAGGGAUUUCUCGCGUGGAGUGUCGGCUAGGGCCCACCUCUAGCUCCCAAGGUCCCCCAGUCAGUCCCGCUAGACACUCAAACGUUAAGAAGGUAUCUGGCGUGGGUGGAACAACCUAUGAAAUUUCAGUAUAAAACAGAAAUUCAUGAAAUAAAGAGCCAUCCUCAAACCC
Varanus komodoensis (Komodo dragon) is the source of this 2450-nucleotide messenger RNA. RefSeq names its product zinc finger DHHC-type palmitoyltransferase 8 (gene ZDHHC8). Gene Ontology annotation, molecular function: palmitoyltransferase activity. The record is from RefSeq and is a predicted model, not a curated record. Gene Ontology annotation, biological process: protein palmitoylation. NCBI's taxonomy places the organism in Eukaryota, Metazoa, Chordata, Lepidosauria, Squamata, Varanidae.